Messenger RNA from Orbicella faveolata, 2766 nucleotides. RefSeq names its product collagenase 3-like. The record is from RefSeq and is a predicted model, not a curated record. Lineage: Eukaryota; Metazoa; Cnidaria; Anthozoa; Scleractinia; Merulinidae.
ACGUGAGGGAGUGUCAACGCCUACAGACUAGACUGAACUCUGUGGCGUUGUUAUAAAACCCGAUCUGACCCUCUAGGCAGCGCAGAAAAGCAACACUGAAUGCGCAAAAAUCAAUUUGCCUGGAUUUAAGAUGAACAAACUUCUCGUGAUUUUGGUAGCGCUUGUCGCGCUUCUGAGCCUCGUACAAAAUGCUCCUGUCGGUCGCCAGCGAGGAAAAAACAAAAAUAAGUUUAAAAAGGCUGGAAAGGCGGCAAAAUUCUUACUCAAGUUCGGCUACCUCGACAUUUUAAAAGAACAGGACAGCGCCGGUGCAAACGACCCAAGUUCACCCGCGUUCAAGAAUGCAGUCAAGAGACUCCAGAGAUUUGGAAAUAUUCCGGUGACAGGACUUAUUGACAGCAAAACUCUAGAGUUAAUCAGCAAAUCAAGAUGCGGCGUAAAGGACCCUAGCAUGCCAUCUUCAAGGAGAAAACGAAGCGUCGGAGAAUUUAACUUGCAGGGAACCAAGUGGGAGAAAUUGGAUCUAACUUACAAGAUUAUUAACUAUACCAAUGACGGUAUUACACGAGAUGAACAACAACAGAUCUUCCGCAGCGCGUUGAACUUGUGGCAGUCGGCAUCCAGGUUACGAUUCACAGAAGUUAACUCGGAUGAUGCAGAUAUUCUUGUGAGCUUUGUCACGAAGACUCACGGAGACGGAUAUCCAUUUGAUGGGAAAGGGGGGACACUAGCACAUGCGUUCUACCCUCACAACAACGAAGGCCUCUCCGGUGACGCUCAUUUUGAUGACGAUGAAAGAUUUACAACAAGAACGAGAGACGGUAUCAAUUUGGACUGGGUGGCGGUUCACGAGUUUGGACACAGUUUGGGUCUGGAACAUUCCAGCGUGUUAGAAUCCAUCAUGUACCCUUGGUACAGGGGAUAUGUCCCGGAUAUAAAGUUGAACGAUGAUGAUGUCAAGGGAAUACAGGAGCUUUAUGGCGAACUUUCAACGAUUACCACUGAAACACCAACCACCACAGAACCACCAACUACCACAGAACCACCAACAACGACAGAACUACUAACUACCACAGAAACACAAACUACUACAGAUCCACCAACUACCACAGAAUCACCAUCAUCUACGGAACCGCCAAUUACCACGGGGCAACCAAGUACCACAGAACUACCAACUACUGACCUGACGACAGUGUUACCUGCAACAACAACAAUUGCACCAAACACAACUGACACACCUUCCACUAAGGUGAACCCCUCGGGUCAUCCCGCGUGCUCCCCAGGAACUCGAUACGACGCUGUGUUCGUAGACGAUUUCACGUACUUCUUCAAAGGAGAUCAGUUUUGGACGGUUAACAAUGUUCUACAAAAAAGCGAACCCAAACAAGUGAGAGAUUAUUGGCCUGACGUUCCAACCCCAGUGGACGCUGCCUACUGUAACAAAGCAGGUCAUGUUAUGUUUUUCAAAAGCAAAACUUUCUGGGAAUACGAUGGCAGACGCCUAUUAAAGAGUGGAUCCGUUCAGGAUCGGUAUGGUUUCCGACGCUUCGGUAAAGUGAACGCAGUCGUCACCUUCCAGGGAGAUCACAUGACCUACUUUCUCAAAGGCACAAAGUACUGGCGCUACAAUGAGGCUACCGGGAAAGCAGCCAGCCGUGACCCAAGACGGAUUCGUGGAGCUUGGCGAGCUGUAAAAAAUCUUGACGCAGCGACAACAUGGAUCAACAAGAAGGUUUACGUCUUCAAGGGAGUGUAUUAUUACAAGCUGAAAAGCAUCAAGAAUGGAAAUAUUUCCGUGGACAGGCGGUACCCCCAGCGUAUUGCUAGAAGGUGGAUGCGCUGCCCGAAGCAAGGGAAAGACCGUGAGAUGUCCAUCGGAAGCCUUGAGUCUGAACCCUAGACUGGAGGAUCUAUAAUGACUGGCUACAAGUCCAUCUUCAGCAAGCCCGCUGGUUGAUUAGCUGAUAGAGCGGUUUUCACCUGAGUGUCAAAAAUAAUUCGCAUUUGCUAUAGUUUUGCAUUGCCACGCUAAGCGACUGGCGUAUAAAAAUAGCGUCAAUUUGUCAUUUAAUCAGAAGUAAAGCCAAAAGCAAUCGUGAGUCGCUAGCGCUCCCACACGUUUUCCCGCGCUUUGCGUCAGCUGUAUUUGCUUUGGGUUUUGAUGGGCUUACUGGAUCGUCUUUGUUUAUUUUGAUUGGCAAGAGUGACAACUUUAGUUUUGGUUUUACGACAUUCAAAUGAAAACUGCUCUUAGUUGUUCUAGAGUUGGAAUCAUUUUAUUUUACCAGGCGAAUUAUACAGCGUCAAAAUAAAUCAUAGCCAGUGUUUUUUAUAUUUUCCCCACUUCCCUUAAAAUAAAGGCCGCGGUGGCCCUAUGCCGUGAGCUUGCUGGACACUGAAUUGAAAGAUCCAAAUCCUUACCGCGUUCAUUGCGUCGGGACAUUUCACUCUCGCGGUACCUGUCUCCAACCAUAGAUGUGGAAAUGAGUUCCCGCGAAUUUAAUGCUAUAGAAAUUUCGGAAGAAGCUCCAUCAGCUCUGGCACGUAGCCCGACACAGACUGUUUUUGUAAUCUCUUCUUUAUUUGACUACCCUGUUUUUUUUUCCUAUAUACUUUGAUGACAUGGAGUCAUCGAAACUUUUUCUGAUUUGUUAUCGCGGACUUCCAUUUCCAAAUGCUUGAAGUGAACAGGAAAAAGACUUUUUAGUUAGUUUAUAAUAAUAAUAAUACGAAUAAUAAUAAUAAUAAUAAUAAUAAUAAUAAUAA